AGUAACCUGGCAGUAGAUUCAGUCAGAAAUUGCCGCGAAUCAGCAUCGAUUGAAAUAUAAAAAGUUUAAUUAAUGUUCUGCCUGGAAUUUUAUUUUCUCAAUUAAUUUAUAUAUUUUUUUCUAGCAAUAAGUUAUAAUAGAUUGAUCUUACUCGUGCCGGUAUAAUGUGUGGAAUAUUUUGUUCUAUAUAUCAACCCCAACAAGAUUCUGAAUCUUCUAAACAGUGGAAUAUUUGCAAGGAUGCAAUAACCGCCCGAGGUCCUGAUUACUUUAUGGAGAAAUAUUUGACUUUGAGUCAUGACUGGCAUGGACACUUUGCUGCUUCAGUGUUAUGGAUGCAAGGAUCGAGAAUAAUGACACAGCCAAGUUUGGAUGAUAAUGAUAACUUAUUACUUUGGAAUGGAGAUCUUUUCUCGGGUUGUUUGGCAAAAGAUGAUGUUUGCGAUACAAACAUCGUAUUGAGCGAAUUACAAUCUACUACAGAUAUCAUGUCUGUACUUCGGAAAAUUGAAGGUCCUUAUUGUUUAGUAUAUUAUAAAAAAUCGACCAAUACGUUAUAUUUUGGACGAGAUAUUAUCGGACGACACAGUUUACUUUUAAAAGUAGACAACAAAAGUAAUUCAUUAACUUUAACUUCGGUUGCAAAUAAAAACAUAAGAGGAAUUGUAGAAGUACCGGCUAUAGGUAUUUUUGUAAUGAAUUUAAAUAUGUCACAGAUAAAUUUAGCAUGUUAUCCAUGGAAAGAACCUGAUUUGAAGUUUACGGAUAUUAUUGAAGUAUUAGAAACAAAUUUAAAUGUAGAUAUUGAUAUUAAAGAAACUAUAUUGAAUACUUGUUCAUCAACAUUGACGAAUUUGCAUCUGCAUCCGGGUCCAAAGGAUGUGGAAUAUCUAGAAAAUGUACCAUGUAGCAAAGAUUUUAAUGAGGUAUUGCAAUAUCUGUUGAAAAAUCAGGAGGUAAAUGAAAGAGUCGAAUGUUUGAUGGAACUGUUACAUCAGUCUGUGAAAAUCAGAAUAAAGAAGAAACCAAAUUAUUGCAAGGAAUGCAUAAAAUUGGUACUAAAUGACGAAAAUGUUACUUGUGCUCAUUCCAAAAUCGGUGUAUUGUUUUCUGGUGGCCUAGACUCUGCAAUUUUAGCAGCAAUUGCUCAUAAAUACGUUUCAGAAGAUGAAAGUAUCGAUCUCAUUAAUGUGGCAUUUGAAAGACUGGGAAGCAAAAAUCAGAGCAUGAGUCAUACGAACAAUGAAAAGGGGAAUGUAACGCAGAAAUAUGAUGUGCCAGACAGAAAAACGGGACGACAAACGUAUUCCGAAUUGUUACGAAUUUAUCCCAACAGGAAAUGGAAUUUUAUAGAAUGUAACAUCACGCAAAUGGAAUUGCAACUGUAUCGCGCGUCACGAAUUUGUGAUUUAUUGCAUCCAUUGUGUACAAUUCUGGAUGAGAGUUUAGGAUGUGCUAUGUGGUUUGCAAGUCGAGCAAAAGGUGUCCUCUAUCCAGUCAAUGAAAUAUACGAAUCGCCAUGCAGGAUAUUACUUUUAGGCAUAGGGGCGGACGAAUUGUUUGGUGGAUACAUGAGACAUAGAACUAUAUUGAAGCAUAAAGGAUGGGAUGCGCUGAUACAAGAACUAAAUGUCGAAUUGACUAGGAUUUCUGAAAGAAAUUUAGGUCGGGACGACCGGAUUGUUUCUGAUCAUGGGAAACAAUCCCGUUUACCAUAUCUCGACGAAAAUUUGGUGAAAUAUGUGCAGCAUAUAAAACCAUGGGACAGAUGUUAUCCGACUGAAAAAAUGCCAAGUGGAUUGGGAGAUAAAUUACUGUUACGUUUGUUAGCCUGCAAGAUUGGUUUUCAAUGUACGGCUAACUUUCCUAAAAGAGCUUUUCAAUUUGGAUCGCGAAUUGCAAAUGGUAAAGAAAAUGUGUAUCUCAUGGAUCGUCUACAAUGGAAGUAAUAUUGAAUAGUAAGCAAUAAGAUCGUCAUCGCGAUUCAUUUUGAUUUUUUUAUUUUUAUUUUUAUU
Acromyrmex echinatior (Panamanian leafcutter ant) is the source of this 2015-nucleotide messenger RNA. Its product is annotated as asparagine synthetase domain-containing protein 1. Gene Ontology annotation, molecular function: asparagine synthase (glutamine-hydrolyzing) activity. NCBI's taxonomy places the organism in Eukaryota, Metazoa, Arthropoda, Insecta, Hymenoptera, Formicidae. The record is from RefSeq and is a predicted model, not a curated record.